Molecule: messenger RNA, 615 nt
Organism: Prunus mume (Japanese apricot)
Lineage: Eukaryota; Viridiplantae; Streptophyta; Magnoliopsida; Rosales; Rosaceae
Source: RefSeq, a predicted model, not a curated record
AUGGCACAAACAGGAGCAGAAUACAUGGCAUACAAGGACCCUAAGCAGCCACUAAAUAGGCGAAUUAAGGACUUGAUGGGUCGAAUGACGCUUGAAGAAAAGAUCGGGCAGAUGAUGCAGCUGGACCGUGCCAAUGUCACAGCUGAGAUCAUGAGGGACUUCUCAUUAGGCAGUGUUUUGAGUGGCGGAGGGAGUGUGCCACGUGAGCAGGCUAGUCCACAGGAUUGGAUCAACAUGUUCAAUGAGUUUCAAAAGGGUGCACUUUCAAGCCGGCUUGGGAUCCCUAUGAUUUAUGGCAUUGAUGCUGUUCAUGGGCACAACAAUGUUUAUAAGGCCACUAUUUUCCCACAUAAUGUUGGUCUUGGAGCCACCAGGGAUCCGGAGCUUGUGAAGAAGAUUGGUGCUGCAACUGCACUUGAAGUUAGAGCUACUGGCAUUAAUUAUGCGUUUGCACCAUGCAUUGCGGUCUGCAGAGAUCCGAGAUGGGGUAGGUGCUACGAGAGCUACAGCGAAGAUCCUGCAGUCGUAAUACAAAUGACUGAUGUCAUACUCGGAUUGCAAGGCGAAAUUCCGGCUGGUUCCCGGAAGGGCGUUCCUUAUGUGGGUGGAAAGUAA